Molecule: messenger RNA, 729 nt
Organism: Dicrocoelium dendriticum
Lineage: Eukaryota; Metazoa; Platyhelminthes; Trematoda; Plagiorchiida; Dicrocoeliidae
Source: the annotation of a GenBank genome assembly
UCGACUUGUUGGUGGACUAUUUAGGACCACUGCGCUCCGCUACUUGUGUAGUCGUACACUUUCUGCACUUCUGAUGCAUCAUCUGCUGCCUGGUCAACCUGCUCCCCACUUCGCAGGAAAGGCCUUAGUCAAUGGGGAGAUCAAGGAAAUAUCACUGUGCGAUUUCAAAGGGAAAUAUGUUGUGCUCGUAUUCUAUCCCCUCAACUUUUCCUUGGUAUGCCCAACGGAAGUGAGAGCAUUCAAUGAUGAAAUGGACAAAUUCAGCUCAAGGGACGCCGUCGUGAUAACAUGUUCGGUGGACUCCGUUUAUGCUCACGAGCGAUGGACUAAAAUGGAUCGAAAAGAGGGUGGACUGGGUCACAUGAAGAUUCCUAUGUUGUCCGACAUAACUCACGCUAUUUCUCGGGCUUACGGUGUACUGGAUGAGAAGCAAGGAUUUGCCUACCGCGGGACGUUUCUGAUCGAUCCGGAUGGUAUUAUCCGACAGAUCACUAUUAACGACAUUCCGAUUGGGCGUUCUGUGGAAGAAUGCAUGCGCCUGUUGGAUGCGGUCAUUUACCACAAGAAACAUGGCAAUAUCUGCCCGGCCAACUGGAAAUCCGACAAUAACAAGUGAAGCAACACGUCGUGGGCUCACAGCAAUAUUUUUUCUUUUCUACUUAACGCGAUCUUCAUGAGAGACAUGCAGUGAUUUCUUGAAUUCUGAGGCAAAUAUACCGACUUUACUCU